AUGGCAACCGUCGUCCCCCCGCCAUCAAAAAGGCAGAAGCGUGAAGAGCUCGAAAGGUCCAGAGUGCAGCAGGAUGUUAACGCAGCCAUGGCCGGGCCGGAAGGCUCAUUCAAGGCUCGGUUUCUGGACGGCGACGGGAAUCAGGUCUGCGAUGUGAUUGAAGUACCUCUUGCAGAUGCCUCGGAAAAGAACCUGUCACUCCUUUUGAACACCCUAUUGUCAAGGGAACGAGAAGAGUAUUUGCCGUAUCGAUUUCGAAUUCACAUUCCAGAUUCCGACAUCAUCGUUGACCAGUAUCCCAAAGAUUUGCUUCAGCUCUUAAGAAGUCAUGGCAUCGAGAACCCUUUCGAGACAACUGUUACCCUCACUGCCGAGCCCCAAUCAGUCUUCAAAGUGCAUGCUGUCACACGCAUGUCACAUAGAAUUCCAGGCCACGGAGAAGCAAUUCUGGCAGCUCAAUUUAGCCCAGAGACAAAUACUCGUCUAGCUACGGGGUCUGGUGACAAGACUGCUAGAAUAUGGGAUACUGAAACUGGAACUCCAAAGUACAAACUAGCCGGCCAUACACAUUGGGUGCUCUGUGUCGCAUGGUCGCCUGACGGCAAACGCCUGGCUACUGGAAGCAUGGACAAGUCUGUCAGACUUUGGGAUCCUGCAACAGGGAAAGCAGUUGGAAGCCCUCUCAGAGGACAUUCCAAGUGGAUCACCAAUAUCGCGUGGGAGCCUUAUCACCUAUGGAGAGAUGGCACGCCGCGGCUGGCAAGCGCGAGCAAAGACAUGACUGUGAGAAUUUGGGUCGUAAAUACGGGAACGACUGAGCAUGUGCUCUCUGGGCAUAAAAGCUCGGUCAGCUGCAUUCGAUGGGGUGGGACUGGUCUCAUAUACACUGGAAGCCAUGACAAGAUGGUGCGAGUCUGGGAUGCGGCAAAGGGCACAUUGGUGCAUACCUUGUCAUCACAUGCUCACUGGAUUAACCAUUUGGCGCUUUCAACGGAUUUUGCCUUGAGAACGGGGUAUUUCGACCACCAGCCAACGCCGAUUACAGAGGACGAGAAGCGGGCGAAGGCCAAGGAGCGGUUCGAGAAGGCAGCGAGAAUCCAGGGGCGAGUAUCCGAGCGCCUGGUAUCCGCGAGUGAUGAUUUCACAAUGUUUUUGUGGGAGCCUUCUCAAGGAAAUAAGCCGGUGGCCAGGAUGGUCGGCCACCAGAAGCAAAUCAACCAUGUCACGUUUUCUCCUGACAACACCUUGAUUGCUAGCACAGGAUGGGACAACCAUACAAAGAUCUGGAGUGCAAGAGAUGGCAAGUUCAUCGACACUCUGCGCGGGCACGUCGCUACGGUUUACCAGUGCUCAUUCUCUGCUGAUUCUCGUUUACUGGUGACAGCAUCCAAGGACACAACCCUCAAGGUCUGGUCAAUGGCGUCUUUCAAGCUAGUGGUCGACCUCCCCGGCCAUCAUGAUGAGGUAUACGCAGUAGACUGGGCACCAGAUGGUAAGCGCGUUGCCAGUGGAGGUAAGGACAAGGCAGUACGAUUAUGGGCGAACUAG
Messenger RNA from Metarhizium brunneum ARSEF 3297, 1548 nucleotides. It is a transcript of the gene NLE1, whose product is annotated as Ribosome assembly protein 4. The record is from RefSeq and is a predicted model, not a curated record. Gene Ontology annotation, molecular function: protein binding. Gene Ontology annotation, biological process: ribosomal large subunit assembly. Gene Ontology annotation, cellular component: nucleolus. NCBI's taxonomy places the organism in Eukaryota, Fungi, Ascomycota, Sordariomycetes, Hypocreales, Clavicipitaceae.